Laccaria bicolor S238N-H82 is the source of this 651-nucleotide messenger RNA. RefSeq lists its product as uncharacterized. Lineage: Eukaryota; Fungi; Basidiomycota; Agaricomycetes; Agaricales; Hydnangiaceae. Bases 1 to 651 code for a protein of 216 amino acids. The transcript is spliced from 3 exons. The record is from RefSeq and is a predicted model, not a curated record.
AUGGGCGAUCCGAGCGAUCUCCGCUUUGUACCCUCCUCUUGCGCCACCACCCCCAUCGACUGGACCAAAGUCCCCGAAGCAUCAAAAAAGUUCCUCCUCGCAGGCUGGACCUACUACUCGUAUGAGUCGGACUCCGAGGGGUCAGGCUCACUACCCGCGACCAUCGGCGACCUUGCAAAGAUGCUCGACGGUUCCAAGUUUUUUGGCUACAUGACACAUUCAAUUUCCACGCUCCUUUCUGACAUCAGCGAGUUUGGGCUUGCUGAACACUGCUCUACCAAAUCCAUUGGUCUUCCAGUAGGCCCGCGCUUCUACAUGAAGUUCCUGGACCAGAUUGGGUUCGUCCUUUUCGUGCCGGGGUACAGGGAUGGGAUCAUCGGCUACAGCCCAGACAUACCAUACACUGAUGACUGGAAUGAAGACGCGGGGAUUGCGCGUGACAAAGCACUGGCUGAGGACUAUGACGCGAAGCUCUGUAAGGAGGUUUGGUUCGUCCUCUUCACGCCAGGGUCCAGGCAUGCGAUCAGCGGCUACAGCCCAAAAAUUCCACAUGGUAAGGACUCGUUUGAAGCCACGGGGAUUGCGCCUGACAAAGCGGCAUUGGCUGAGGAUUACGACGCGAAGCUCUGCGAAGAGAUUGAUGUCAUUUGA